Molecule: messenger RNA, 3103 nt
Organism: Photinus pyralis (common eastern firefly)
Lineage: Eukaryota; Metazoa; Arthropoda; Insecta; Coleoptera; Lampyridae
Exons: 1
Coding region: 297-1367 (356 amino acids)
Source: RefSeq, a predicted model, not a curated record
CAUGGGUACGAGUGAGUGCAACCUGGCUUUCCACAACGUAGGGGUUCCGGCCAUUGUCGAGUGCGAGGUUUGUGUUACUACGCAGGUGUUCCGAGUUCGUGUUUUUCCCGCUUUCGUUAGCGCGGGAGCUGUCGACUUGGGUACAUCACAGAUUUUUGGUGCCGUGACCAGGAUAACCUUGUCCCAUUGCUAUGUGAAAGGAGGAAUCUUGUGUGUUUUGAUUUUGUUUACUAAUUUGUGUUUUGUUUUGUCAGACCUACUGCCGUGUCUGUGUUUUUAGGUUCCCAACGUUGGAAAUGGAUGUGCCCAUGCCUUUUGUUGAUACGCCACCAGCGGACACCGAAGUUGAGGUUGUUACGGAGCCUAUGACCGAUUUGGAUUGUUUGAAGAUGAUGGUGCAGAGGCAAGCUACUACGUUAGAGGAGUUUGUACGGGAUCAGAGGAAGGUCAACCAAGAAUUUCUCAACUCGUUGGUGCAAUUGACGCGAUCCAAUGCCACCGCCAGUCCCAGCGCUGUUCCCGCAGAAGCCACCGUGAUAGCUCCAUCAUUGUGCGAACCACCAACAGGUCAGUGUAUUGUUAACCCCCUUGCUUCUUCUACUCCACAACCUAUUGCUGCUGCAUCUAGGGUGAUUGAUAGAGUGAAUGUUUCCGAGUGGAAGGAGGUCGCUAUGUCCUUGGCUAAACGAUCUUUGGUUGGUCCUUUGGUUGAGAAGCCACUGUUUAAUCCAGUUCGUUUUCACCCAGUAAUCUUUUUGGAACGUUUUGAUAGGUAUUUUCGUUUAGCACGUUUCGAUGAAGUGGAGAAGUUAGAGGUUGUUCGGGGUUGCUUAAUAGGAACCGCUUUGGAUUGGAUGAGUGUCCGUGGGAAGAGUUGGCGAGAUUUUGAACAUUUCAAGGGUGAUUUCCUAGCAUAUUUUUGGUCAAUAGAUCAACAACACGCUGAGAGAACUCGAUUGACCAGCAAACGGUUCAUUGCAGAGGGAGGGUUGUCAAUGCCGCAGUAUUUUUUAAAGCAGGUUUCCCUGUUCCGAGCCUUCCAACCACCUAUUCCGGAGGAAAUGAUUGUAGCCGAUAUUAUGCGUCAGUAUCCGCAAAGUAUUAGGGCAUUGUGGGCCGUUUGUCCAGUUCGGGAUGUUGAUGGUGCUCUCAAGUUUUUAGAACGUCAGGAUGUGGCGGGAGAUAAGAGGCCAAGAACCUUCUCGGAACCUGUUUCCGCUGUGGUUGCUCAGAGACCUCGUUUAGAUGAAGACUCCGAUGACCAAGAGGUUGUUCGCAAUUUAGUCUACCCUUUUCCACCACCUAGUGUCAGCGUUGUGCGGGGUUCUAGCGGCAUGGGAUCGGGAAAUGCCAACAGGAAGGGAUAAGAAGGUGUCUGCUUCCGUCAAAGAUCAAUUUCUUCAUUACUUCUUUUAUUAAUCUAUCUUGUAGGAUGGUCUUCGAUUCAAAUAAUUCAACUACAUAUUUUCAACGUCUUUUCUCAUCUUCUACUAACAUUGCUAACUUCACUCUGUUUAAAAAAAAAAAAAAAAACCCCGUGUCUAAACUACCCACAUUUCGAUGGUGCAUAAUUUGAAUUUAACUAUUACAAUCUAGAGCGCCAGGGGCGUGGAUGUGUAAGUAUCGAGGUGUGUUUUGACUGUAGGGGCGGAGAUUAGAAGGAUUUCAACUUAGAGUUGCUUUUAUUUUAGGAUGUUUCUCUUUAUAGGAUGAUAAUCUGAUUUUUCAACUUAGAGUCGUUUUUAUUUUAGUGUUGUAAUCUUUAUAGGAUAAUCUGAUUUUUGUUUUUUUGUUGUAUUUCUUUUGUUUUUUUUUUCAGUUUAACCAUAGGAACAAUAUUAAUACAUUAUUUUUUUGUUACAUGUACGAGUUCGAUAAAAAAAACCUUUGGAUGUUGGAAAACCCCUGUCUGAUGUGCACCAUUCAGCGAUUUCCCAAAGGGGCGAUCUGAGAUGUCUGCUUUCAAAUUUCAAACAAGAAGUUCCGUUACCGUAUAUUGAGACACCGUUUAAGCUACCGUUGCCAGAUACCGAGCCACAAUUCAAUAGCGUUCCCAUGAAAAAACAAUAGGUUUAUUAUUCAACAAUGUAUUCAGUCUUCAAUGUCAGCAAUUAUAACAAUAGUAGUCUGUAUAGGGAGGAAAUGGUGGAUAGAUUUAGUUUUUGCCGAGUUAGCUUUUCGAGUUCCCACAGGUUCAUUUUUGUUCUUUGAGUUCACUUUGCUUUGGGUAGUCAGUUAGUGUGGUGUUCAUUGUAACAGAAAGGUAAUGUACUUAGUUGUAAUUGAUUUAUAUUGUAGAUUAUGUUGCCUUCAGCUAGUUGUAAUGCAGGGUAAAGUGAUUCUUGAAUUUGGUGUAAUUUGCUUUCAUGUAAAAGUGGUUCUUGUUUGAUUUGUUGAAGAUUGGCCAGUUAUCAAUUUUCAUGUGUUUGUUUUGAACCCAUUUAGAUUGAUUAGCGACUUCAAUUCUUUGUGUAUGAAUCAGCCUUUUUUGAGUGUAAUUAACCGUUUCGCCCUUGCAGAGGUACAUGCCGGAGUGAUAAAGAUACUUAGCGGCAUGUAUUUCGAACGACAACUUUAGUCUAAGGUUACCGUAUCCAGGAUCUUAGAUACCUGCUAGAUUGGAGGAGGUCUGGCUAAUUAAUGAUGUUUAUUUUAUGCACUUUAUGUAAGAGACUUCGGAAUGUAUCUUUCACACAUGAGAAAGGAUUGAAGGUGCUUUUUAAAUCUACUUGUGAUGGCCAUCCUUUAACUUAUCAAGUUUGUAUUGCAUUAACGUCAGAUUUCAAUCUGUACAAUUCAAGAGUUACUUACUCGGAUUAUUAUUCUUUGUAUAACUAUUGUAGCUGUGUUGUAAAAUGUGUUUAGCGUUAUCCAAUGUUACCUCUCAUUCUCCAGAUUUUCCCUCUAGAUUUCACCUCUGUGAACAGUGAGUCGGAAUUUUCUUUAGCACGGUUCUUUUGUCCGAUGAGUUCUAGGGGAACCUGGCACUUUUUGGCUUUAAAUGUAUUCUGUCUAAAUUUGUAGGAUGUCUUUCGGCCUUUUGAUUCAUUUUUUACACUUUUGAUCAGUUCUUUAAUAAACUUUAUUUGUGUUUCAAUUUCAA